Molecule: messenger RNA, 1636 nt
Organism: Lagopus leucura (white-tailed ptarmigan)
Lineage: Eukaryota; Metazoa; Chordata; Aves; Galliformes; Phasianidae
Product: serpin B10-like
Exons: 8
Coding region: 241-1479 (412 amino acids)
Biological process (GO): negative regulation of endopeptidase activity
Molecular function (GO): serine-type endopeptidase inhibitor activity
Source: RefSeq, a predicted model, not a curated record
AAGGUUCUUGUAUGGUAUUACUCUCACCAUCACCUCACAUCCUACUCUGAGAUGAUUCAGUUCUUCCAUAGGGAUGUGGCCUUUAGGGCAAAAUAAAUUGCAAAGUCAUGAGUCAUAAGAACCUUUGAAGAACAGGUCAGGCAGACUAUAAAUUCAGCCUACCCACCAUCUGAACUGCAGAAACCUUGAACAGACCCAGAGCAGCAGUCUUCCUCCCUGCACAAAAUAAGGUUCAGAACAAUGGAAGCUUUAAAUAAAGCAAACACAAGCUUUGCUCUUGACUUAUUCAAGCAUGAGUGUCAGGAAGAUGACAAUGAGAACAUUUUGUUCUCCCCUUUCAGUAUUUCAUCUGCCCUCGCUACUGUGUAUUUGGGAGCCAAAGGCAACACUGCAGAUCAGAUGGCAAAGGUACUCUACUUCAAUGAAGCUGAAGGAGCCAGAAAUGUCACCACAACUGUAAGAAUGCAAGUCUAUUCCAGAACAGACGAGCGCCUAUCAAAUCGCCGUGCCUGUUUCCAGAAGACAGAAAUAGGCAAAUCAGGUAAUAUCCAUGCUGGGUUUAAAGCACUCAACUUGGAAAUCAACCAACCCACUAAAAAUUACCUGCUCAGAAGUGUCAACCAGUUAUAUGGAGAAAAGUCGCUGCCUUUCAGUAAGGAAUACUUACAGUUAGCCAAGAAAUACCACAGUGCAGAACCACAAUCAGUUGACUUUGUGGGAGCAGCAAAUGAAAUCAGAAGAGAGAUCAAUUCCAGGGUUGAACACCAGACUGAAGGUAAAAUAAAAAGUCUGCUGCCUCCUGGAUCCAUAGAUUCACUCACCAGGCUAGUCCUGGUAAAUGCACUCUACUUCAAAGGAAACUGGGCAACAAAGUUUGACGCUGAAGAAACCAGGCAAAGGCCUUUCAGAAUAAAUACGCAUACAACUAAACCAGUGCCAAUGAUGCACCUGGCUGAUAAAUUUAACUGGACCUACGUAGAAUCAGUCCAGACUGAUGUUCUUGAACUUCCAUAUGUCAAUAACGACCUCAGUAUGUUCAUCCUGCUGCCACGGGAUAUCACUGGCCUACAAAAGCUAAUAAAUGAAUUGACUUUUGAAAAAUUGUCUGCAUGGAUCAGUCCAGAAUUAAUGGAGAAAAUGAAAAUGGAAGUGUAUCUGCCCAAGUUCACAAUAGAACAGAAAUAUGACCUGAAAUCUACUUUGAGCAAGAUGGGGAUAGAAGACGCUUUCACAGAAGGUCAAGCUGAUUUCAGGGGAAUGUCAGAGAAUGCUGACCUGUUUCUGUCACAAGUUUUUCACAAAUGUUAUGUGGAAGUCAAUGAAGAAGGCACAGAGGCAGCAGCUGCCAGUUCAGCAUCUCUAGCAUCACGAAGCCUUGGUGCUGCAGUUUUUUUUGUAGCAGAUCACCCUUUUCUCUUCAUUAUCAGACACAACAAGACCAAGUGCGUCCUUUUCUUUGGAAGGUUCUGCUCCCCCUAGAAAAUCAACUGUUAAUAAACAAGCCCUUACAACAGUGAUGAACACAAUGUAUGCCACGAAGAGCACCUCAACAGACUGUGAACUUUACCAUAAUUUUCCUGUACUAUUGACAAUCUCUGCUAGAAGAGAGCUCAUAUUAAAAACAACAUGAAUUCAA